AUGAGCGGAGAAGAGGAUGAUGAUGAUGGGGAUGGACAAGAGGGGGAAGUGGUGGUUGGGGAAGGGAAGAAAAAGAAAAAGAAGAAGAAGUCAAAGAAGAAGAAGACUACUGUCGUACAAACUGAACCACCCACAAUUGGCUUGAGUAAAAUCUUCAAGAAUGGUGUAUAUCCCAUUGGCGAAGAGAUGGAUUAUACAAAUGAUUCCACUCGUCGAACUUCUCCUGAAAGUCUAGAACGUGAACGAUUAGCUCAAGAAGACCCAAGUAGUUCUUAUCAAAAUAUCCGUCGAGCUGCCGAGGUCCACCGACAAGUACGCGCAUACGCCCAAAAGACAAUAAAACCAGGGAUGACCAUGACGGAAAUAGCAGAGUUGAUCGAAAAUGGGACCCGGACGUUGGUCGAGGAGAAUGGAUUAGAAUCAGGGAUAGGUUUCCCUACUGGUUUAAGUGUGAAUGAAGUGGCUGCUCAUUACACUCCGAAUGCUGGGGAUACGAAAGUCCUACAACAAUCCGACGUUAUGAAAGUCGAUUUCGGUGUUCAUGUCAAUGGUCGAAUAUUAGAUUCAGCAUUCACGAUGAAUUUCGAACCUACUUGGGAUAAAUUAUUAGAAGCUGUUAAAGACGCUACGAACACAGGUGUGAAAGAAGCUGGAAUAGAUGUAAGAUUAUGUGAUAUGGGUGAAGUCAUACAAGAAGUUAUGGAAUCUUAUGAAGUUGAAAUCGGAGGUAAAACAUUACCGAUCAAAAGUAUAACAAAUUUAAAUGGUCAUUCAAUCACACCUUAUUCAAUUCAUGGUGGUCCAUAUGGUAAAAGUGUACCUAUAGUGAAACAAUUCGGAAAUGAAAAAGAUGAAAGAAAAAUGGAAGAAGGAGAAUAUUUCGCUAUUGAAACUUUUGGUUCUACUGGUAGAGGUAGAGUGAUUGAAGAAGGUACUUGUUCUCAUUAUGCUUUAUCACCAAGAAUGCCAGAUAGAUAUACUUUACAUCAUCAAUCUGCUAAGAACUUGUUAAAGUCAAUUCAAAAGAACUUCGGGACAUUACCUUUCUGUAGGAGAUAUCUUGAUCAUGUAGGAGAAAAGAAUUAUCUUUUAGCUUUGAACACUUUAGUCAGAGAAGGUUUAGUAGCUGAUUAUCCACCUUUGGUCGAUCCUGUACCAGGAGCCAUGACAGCUCAAUAUGAACAUACCAUCUUACUUCGACCCACCUGCAAAGAGGUGGUUUCACGUGGUGAUGAUUACUGA
Tremella mesenterica DSM 1558 is the source of this 1242-nucleotide messenger RNA. RefSeq lists its product as uncharacterized. NCBI's taxonomy places the organism in Eukaryota, Fungi, Basidiomycota, Tremellomycetes, Tremellales, Tremellaceae. The record is from RefSeq and is a predicted model, not a curated record. The transcript is spliced from 7 exons. Bases 1 to 1242 code for a protein of 413 amino acids. Gene Ontology annotation, molecular function: metalloaminopeptidase activity. Gene Ontology annotation, biological process: proteolysis.